AUGGCAACAUUUGACGACGAGAUUAAUGCUAUUUCAAAAGCUCUCGUCCGAAUGUCUGAUGAUGAUUCCAACUCAAAUGAACUGAAAAAAUUUCGAAAACUUUGGUGGGAUCAAGGAAACCUUCAUCCAAAGGCGUACUGGGUUCAUGCGAAGUAA
Messenger RNA from Funneliformis caledonium, 156 nucleotides. Lineage: Eukaryota; Fungi; Glomeromycota; Glomeromycetes; Glomerales; Glomeraceae. The record is from the annotation of a GenBank genome assembly.